GAGGAAGAGGGUAGAGGUGAAAUAGAUUGUGUAUGAAGAAUAGAAAGAAGUGGAAAUGAGAGUGUACGGGUGUAUAAACAGAUGAUAUAAUGGAGAAAAAAAAUGUAAUUGGGCAAACCAGGAGUAUUUGAUCAUUUAGGGAGAGGAAGUGUUGUCAAUUCUUGUCCUGCAACUAUGCUUUUCAACACGUUCGAAUAGCAUUGAUUGGGAAGCAAAUGAAUCCAGAACCUCUGAAGAUUUCUCUCACUGCACCUUUCCCCUAGCCAAGGAAGUUGAAAUGGACCCGGGGGGCCCAUCGCCCCUCAUGCAUUUUGUGGUGGCGAAGAAGACUAUCAACUGUAUAUUUGAUCAGUUGCUGGAGUACGUCAAAGAGGGCUCAGAGUUUGUGGACGAGACAUGGCGAAGUGCGGAUCUGGAGCAGGUCGCAGUUGAGGAGCAGUGCCUUGAAAUCCAGACCUGUGCUAGGAAACUGGCCACCAUUCGGGAGGUGCUGGCGCGUAGGCACAUGAAGGUAGCCUUUUUUGGGAGGACGAGUAACGGUAAAAGCACAGUGAUCAAUGCCAUGCUGAGGGACCGGGUGCUGCCCAGCGGCAUUGGCCACACCACCAACUGCUUUUUGAGGGUGGAAGGCACAGACGGGGACGAUGCCUACCUCACCACCGAGGGCUCUGAUGACAGAAAAAGCGUCAAGUCAGUCAAUCAGCUGGCCCAUGCCCUGCAUAUGGAGCGCAGUCUAGACUCAGGCUGCCUAGUGAAGGUGUUCUGGCCCAAGUCCAGGUGUGCCCUGCUGAGGGAUGACCUCGUUAUUAUGGACAGCCCAGGGACUGAUGUGACCUCUUACCUGGACAGCUGGAUCGACAAGUUCUGUCUGGAUGCUGACGUCUUUGUGUUGGUGGGCAAUGCAGAGUCCACACUGAUGAACACAGAGAAGCUGUUUUUCCACAAAGUGAGCGAGCGAAUAUCCAAGCCAAACAUUUUUAUCCUGCACAACCGCUGGGAUGCCUCUGCAUGGGAGCCCGAGUACAUUGAUGAACUCCCUCAGGUGCGUAAGCAGCACAUGGACCGCUGUGUGAGUUUCCUGGUGGAGGAGCUGAGGGUGCUGAGACAAGAGGAGGCUCCAGGCCGGAUAUUCUUUGUGUCGGCCAAGGAGGUGCUCAGCUCCAGGAUGCACUGUGCCCAGGGCAUGCCCGAGACAGGUGGCGCUUUAGCAGAGGGAUUCCACGAAAGACUGAGGGAGUUCCAGAGAUUCGAGAGGACUUUUGAGGAGUUCAUCUCACACUCUGCGGUCAAGACCAAGUUUGAGCAACACACGCUCAGGGCGUGGCAGAUCACAGAAGCAAUCAAAGCAGUCAUGGACGCCAUAAAUAUCGCAUCCGCCGAAAGGAAGAUAUUUUCCCUGGAGGACCGAGAGGACCAGAAGGACCGUCUAGAGUUUGUCAGAGGCCAACUUAACCGUCUGACCGAGAACGUCAAAGAGAAGAUCAACACCAUAACAGAUGAGGUGGCUGCCAAGGUGACCGUUGCCUUGGUGGAGCAGAUUCGUGGUCUCCCAGCGCAGGUUGAUGAGUUCAGUGCUGAUUUUACACCACAUGCAUUGCCACUCUACAAAGCAAAGCUUAUGAUGCAUGUGGAAGAGAGGAUGAGUACAUGUUUGGCCUUUCGUUGUUCCACUGGGAUCAUUGGCCACAUGCAGUCAUGCCAGAAAAACAUGAUUGAGAAUAUUACGCCGCUGCUGCCCCCUGAUGUCCAGGAGCAGUUCCACAUUCACUUACCCAGCAGGAAGUUUGUCCUUACCUACGACCUUAACCUGGCCACCCUCUGCGCCGACUUUCAGGAGAACAUCGACUUCCAGUUCUCUCUCGGCUGGACUGCCCUUGUCAGUCGAUUUAUUGGGCCGAGCAAUGCCAAACGUGCCCUGACGGCCAUGAACCAGAAUUUUCAGAAUACCUCUCCUACUGCACUCCAGGCACAUGGUGGAACCAGCCUACAGGACCACAUGGUCUUUUCAAUGGCAACAGGUGUUGUGUCACUCACCUCCAGAGCCUCCAUGACUGUGCUUGUCAUUGGCGGAGUGGUGUGGCGCUCAGUGGGCUGGAGACUCGUCGCCCUCUCCGCAACACUUUAUGGCCUGCUCUACCUGUACGAGAAGCUGACGUGGACCAACGCCUCCAGGGAAAGGGCUCUGAAGCAGCAGUUUGUGGAGUUCGCCAUCCACCGACUUAGGGCCAUCAUCCCCUUCACCAGUGGGAGCUGCAGCCAGCAGGUUCACCAGGAGUUGGCAACGACCUUUGCCCGUCUGUGCCAGCGGGUUGACCUGAGCGAGGUGGAGCUGGAGGGGCACAUUCGACUGCUGAGUGGCAGGAUCCAGAGACUGGAGAACGUCCAGCGACGCUCCAAGACUCUCAGACACAGAGCCACAGAUCUGGAGUCUCAGCUGGAGGCAUUCUCUGCCCAGUAUCUGCAGAAUCAGUGCUGAGUGAACAGAUCCUCACAAGGAGAUACAUUGAGGUGUUCAAUGGAACUGGUUCUGAAAUGGUCUGUGGUACCAUGAUCAUUCUAUACAAAAACUACUCAAUUUCCAAGAACCAAUUUAAAACCAAAAACAGACAUUCCCACAACUUCCAAGGAACCAAAUGUUCUAGCUAGAUAGCAUCUGGAUGUGUCAUUGCAUGUGUUAUUGCAUGGGGCACAUCUCACACAGGUACAGUGCAUUCGGAAUGUAUUCAGACCCCUUGACUUUUUCCACAUUUUCUUAUGUCACAGACUUAUUCUAAAAUGUAUUAUUGUUUUCAUUUCAUCAUCAAUCUACACACAAUACCCCAUAACGACAAAGCAAAAACAGGUUUUUAGAAAUGUUUGCACAUUUAUGAAAAACAAUGAAAACUGAAAUAUCAGACCCUUUACUCAGUACUUUGUUGAAGCACCUUUGGCAGCGACACCUGUAUUUUGGGAGUUUCCCCCAUUUUUCUCUGCUGAUCCUCUCAAGUGGGAGUGGGAGUGUAGCUGCACAGCUAUUUUCUGGUUUCUCCAGAGAUGUUCGAUUUGGUUCAAGUCUGGGCUCUGCCUGGGCCAUUCAAGGACAUUCAGAGACUUGUCCGAAGCCACUCCUGCGUUGUCUUGGCUGUGUGCUUAGGGUUGUUGUCAUGUUGGAAGGUGAAACUUCCCCUUAGUCUGAGGUCCUGGGCGCUCUGGGGCAGGUUUUCAUCAAGGAUCUCUCUGUACUUUGCUCUGUUCAUAUUUCCCUCGAUCCUGACUAAUCUCAUACUCCCUGCCACUGAAAAAACAUCCACACAGCAUUCAGGCCAAAGAGUUAUAUCUUGGUUACAUCAGACCAGAGAAUCUUGUUUCUCAUGGUCUGAGAGGCCUUUAGGUGCCUUUUGGCAAACUCAAGUGGGCUGUCAUGUGCCUUUUACUGAGUAGUGGAUUCCGUCUAGCCACUCUACCAUAAAGGCCUGAUUGGUAGAGUGUUGCAGAGAUGGUUGUCCUUCUGGAAGAUUCUGCCAUCUUCACAGAGGAACUCUGGAGGUCUGUCAGAGUGACCAUCGGGUUCUUGGUCACCUCCCUGACCAAGUCCCUUCUCCCCUGAGUGCUCAGUUUGGCAGGCCAGUCUGAUUGGUUCUUUUAAUUUUUAAUACAUUUGCAAAAAUGUCUAAAAACCUGUUUUCACUUAAUCAUUG
This is a messenger RNA of Oncorhynchus nerka (sockeye salmon), 3677 nucleotides long. RefSeq names its product mitofusin 1a (gene mfn1a). The record is from RefSeq and is a predicted model, not a curated record. Gene Ontology annotation, biological process: mitochondrion localization; mitochondrial fusion. Gene Ontology annotation, molecular function: GTP binding; GTPase activity. Bases 278 to 2476 code for a protein of 732 amino acids. Gene Ontology annotation, cellular component: mitochondrial outer membrane. Lineage: Eukaryota; Metazoa; Chordata; Actinopteri; Salmoniformes; Salmonidae. The transcript has 18 exons.